This is a messenger RNA of Trematosphaeria pertusa, 705 nucleotides long. RefSeq lists its product as uncharacterized. Gene Ontology annotation, molecular function: RNA binding. Lineage: Eukaryota; Fungi; Ascomycota; Dothideomycetes; Pleosporales; Trematosphaeriaceae. The record is from RefSeq and is a predicted model, not a curated record. The transcript has 2 exons. The annotation marks the transcript as partial.
CUCAGAGUGCCAAAGCGUGCUACACGGGCAGAGGUUGAAGCAGUUUUCAAAAAUGCUGGACUAGAGGUGGCCGAACUGGAGAUGAUGAUAUGCCGCUUUACCUUCUAUAACGAUUGCUUUUGCGUUGUAAAACUCGCGAAUGAGCAACAAGCGGAGCGAGCCGUCCAGCUCCUCAACGGAAACAUGUCCCUUGGGGCGCCCAUCAUCACUAGGCCUCUGGACCCAGGCUUUGUCUGGGGCACGAGGCGAACCGUCGAAGGUGUGGUCGGACGCCACGUUUUCUACGACGAUGACGGAAUCACCACGGCUAUCAAUCCGAUCCUGGAGGGGCGGCGCAUCCAGCUCAGGGUGAAGACGCCGGGUUGGGGAGAAACGACCGUCAGCAACCGAAUUCGCGAAAGCCGCGAAGUCAUCAAGCGCCAUUUCUCCAAGUUUGGGCUCGAGUCUAUUGGGGCCAUAGCGCCGAACUAUGGUGACAUGAAGCUGCAUCCGAGAUUCCUUACCUUUAUGGACUUUACGACCAAAGAAGGCGCCGAGGAGGCCCAGCGCACGAUGCACGACACCGAGAUCGAAGGCCGCAAAGUCUGGCUUAUGGAUUGCGAUAUUACGCCGUGGAAAGCGUACCAGAUUGGUCGAGUGGAUGCGCGGAGGCUGGCGGAUUUGCAGGAGAAGGGUCUAGCACCGACGGAAAUCGACGAAGAGAAG